Molecule: messenger RNA, 4780 nt
Organism: Wasmannia auropunctata (little fire ant)
Lineage: Eukaryota; Metazoa; Arthropoda; Insecta; Hymenoptera; Formicidae
Gene: Su(H)
Product: suppressor of hairless protein
Exons: 3
Coding region: 1734-3263 (509 amino acids)
Biological process (GO): regulation of transcription by RNA polymerase II
Cellular component (GO): nucleus
Molecular function (GO): RNA polymerase II cis-regulatory region sequence-specific DNA binding; DNA-binding transcription activator activity, RNA polymerase II-specific
Source: RefSeq, a predicted model, not a curated record
CGCGCGUCAAAUGGAGGGAGGUAGGGAGCUGGAGGCGCUUGGGUCGACCGGGCCAUUGUACAACAGUAAAACAAUAGAAGCUGCAGCAUCAGUGACGUAUCCGCGUGCGCGCGAGCGCCGUGUUAUCGCGAAAGUAUUGUGGGCGAUUUAAAAAAAAGACUGUCAUCGCGACUAGAGAGAGAAGAGAGAAGAGAGAGAGAGAGAGAGAGAGAGAGCAACAAAGUGCUCCACUUUUCGGAUACAUAAUAUAGUUGCGAAAGUGUAUCAUUGAAUUGAAACAGCUCGCUCACCACCGGUUAGCGCGCUUGAUGGCGAUUAAUUGAACUAUUUCUGUAUCUAUAUUCGCAGAACGGGGCUAUGAUCUAGAAAGUGAUAUUAUAUAUCAAGCAAUCAAUCCUUAGACAGGUAGGGCUCGCUACAAAUUAAUUAGAAUCUUACUAAUUUUCACGCAUAUGUACAUCUAACGUGAGUCAAAUUAUAAGAGAGACCCGCCGCGUCGACUCAAUAUUAACUCGAAUAAUAUAAUUAUAUGUUGCAUGACGAAUAUAUAAUUUGUCGUCUGCCGCUCAAGACGCAUAAACUCUGUUAAUCGACAUAGAAGACUGUUACAAGUAAAUUGAAUGUAGCUGAAACAUUUCAGUCGCGGAUGAAAUUUCAAACGCCAGGGGAAAGUUUGCGCGCGAUUCUCAUACAUCGAGGUAAACACACGUCAGCGCAUAUCGUCCGAGAACGCGCACUCAAAUAUAUAUUUAAUUAUCAUCGCCGCGAUAUUAUCGUUUUCCACUUUCGAGAAUCGGGGAGAGAGUUCUCGCGCGGAGCCCUUCCCCCCUCCCUCUUCAUUGCUUGCACGUUUAUGCGGUACAGCCACUUACGCGCGGCGCGGCGGCAAGCGCCGCAAUAACUCUAUAACAUUACGUCGUUGCUGUACACUCUGCUCUGAACACUUGGAAGUUAGUUAUCCGUCAGUUGCAUAUUAAGGACGAUCGUUACCGCGGUGCAGUCGCUGAUCCGGUUCGAUUUCAUUUCAUUUAUGUCAUUUGUAUGUACAUACAUACAUUACUCUACAGAAUUGUAAAAAGAAGACGCGUGACUUGUAUAAAGCGAAUAUAAUAUAUUGACAAAUUGUUUCGUCAUAGUUUCGUAUCGUGUGAAUUGUUCGAUUCGAUAAUUUCAAGUUGCGCGCGUACGCGCAUCGCGCUGCGCUGCCGGCGCUGCCGCGUUCGUUCGUUGGCCGCGAUUAAGUUGGCAGAACUGUUCGGAAAAUUCGGAAAGUGAACAGGUGUUUUUUGAAUGGAUUAGGGGGAGAGAGAGAGAGAGAGAGAGAGAAAGACACAUCGAAGGCGAAGGCGAGUAGGCGACUGCCGACGAGAGGACGCGGAAGGAUUCGUCGCGGAGCGGAGCGAACAGUGGUGAACGAUCGUCGGAACUUGGCAGCCGCUCCGGAUGAUCGAUAGCCCGGAGGAUGCACGCGGGUACGCGAGUACGCGGUUACUCUCAAAGUCCGGCCAAGAAUGAAGGGCACGCUACACGUUAUUAUUACACUUUUCCCAUUGAGGUAAUGGUAAACGCACGACAAACUGCACUGACAACUAUACUUGCUUGUAUGGUAUAUGUAAGAGAUCGAGAAGGCAUUCGAGAUGCUGCUUGAAAGAUGAAGAUAUAAGUGAGCGUCAACGGCGGCAAUUUUGCAAUAUUCCGUUUCGCUCACGAGAGUCGAAUCCGGACUUUUAAAUAUGCCACACCAAUUCGGACUGCCAACGAUGGCACAUGGUAUGCAAUCUCCACCCUCGCCGACCUCGGUCAUGUCCGUUUAUCCUCGAUUCGGCUCCGGCAUCUAUAGGCCCGAUCACCAAGACCAGCGGCUGACCCGCGAGGCGAUGGAACGUUAUCUGCGCGAUCGUAGCGACAUGGUGAUCGUGAUCUUACAUGCCAAGGUUGCGCAAAAGUCGUACGGCAAUGAGAAACGAUUCUUCUGCCCACCACCCUGUAUCUACCUCUUCGGCGAUGGCUGGAGGAUGCGUCAGGAGCAAAUGUUGCGCGAAGGCGAGAGCGAACAGAGCGCUCAGCUGUGCGCUUUUAUCGGCAUUGGUAAUUCGGAUCAAGACAUGCAACAAUUGGAUCUGAACAACGGCAAACAGUACUGCGCGGCAAAGACCCUUUACAUCUCCGAUUCGGACAAGCGCAAGCACUUUAUGCUCUCUGUUAAAAUGUUUUACGGCAGCGGCCAUGACAUCGGCGUGUUUCACAGUAAGCGUAUCAAGGUGAUCUCGAAGCCGUCCAAGAAGAAACAGUCCCUGAAGAAUGCGGACCUGUGCAUCGCCAGCGGUACCAAGGUAGCGCUCUUCAAUCGACUGCGAUCGCAGACAGUCAGUACGCGCUACCUCCACGUGGAGAACGGCAAUUUCCACGCGAGCUCGACGCAGUGGGGCGCGUUUACCAUCCAUCUCCUGGACGAUAACGAGAGCGAGUCGGAGGAGUUUCAAGUGCGCGACGGUUACGUGCACUAUGGCAGCACCGUGAAACUGGUAUGCUCUGUCACGGGAAUGGCUCUGCCACGGCUGGUGAUUCGCAAGGUGGACAAACAAAUGGCCAGCCUCGAGGCCGACGAUCCUGUAUCGCAAUUGCACAAGUGCGCCUUUUACAUGAAGGACACGGAUCAUAUGUACCUGUGCCUGUCGCAGGAGCGUAUAAUACAAUUUCAGGCUACGCCUUGCCCGAAGGAAGCCAACAAGGAGAUGAUCAACGACGGCGCCUGCUGGACCAUCAUCAGCACUGACAAGGCCGAGUAUCAAUUUUUCGAGGGCAUGGGCCCGGUACGAUCACCGGUGACGCCGGUACCGCUGGUUCACAGUCUGCAUCUCAACGGUGGCGGCGACGUAGCGAUGCUCGAGCUCACGGGCGAUAAUUUCACGCCGAACCUGCAAGUCUGGUUCGGCGACGUCGAGGCCGAGACCAUGUACAGAUGUCAGGAGAGCAUGCUCUGUGUUGUGCCGGAUAUUUCGCUGUUCCGUGGCGAGUGGCUCUGGGUACGUCAGCCGACGCAAGUGCCGGUCUCUCUUGUACGCAACGACGGCAUCAUUUACGCGACCGGUCUCACUUUCACGUAUACACCCGAGCCCGGACCGCGUCCGCAUUGUCCGCCCGCCGACGAGAUUAUGCGAGCACCGCGUGCCAUGCACAAUCAAGCCAGUAUACCACCUGCCGCGAUGCCCGCUGACGUGCCCUGGAAUACUCACGGCCAGCCACCGCAAUCGGGUCUCUGAUGUCUUCUAGAUAAUCGUCAUAACGCGAACCAAAGUUUACGAUGUAGUAGUGAUAUGAACGGUCCAACAUCAACCGUUGUGUCUCACAACGACGACGAUGACGACAAUGACGACGACGACGAUGACGACGACGACAACGACGACGACGACGACGACGAUGACAAUGACAAUGAUGACGGAAGUGAAAGCGGCGAUGGUGACUGCUCGUAUUUGGCGAAAGAUUUGUUACUCGAAAUCGACAGUGAUACAGCGCGGUGCAGUGCAAACUUAAACAAUAUGGAAACGUAGCAUAUCGCUCUGUGCAUCCUACGUGAUGCGACAACGUGACGCGUUGAAUUUCGCGCGCAUUAAAGAUUGUAGCACUAGACUCGUAAGUUGUUGAGAUACAGAUUUACAGAGAUAAUAAUUUAUCGUAGCAAUCUUGUAGGUUUAACGGCUUGCGCUAGUGUGUAUAGACUGAGUCGAGUAUAGAAUAUUUGCCGAUAGAAUUUUCGGGAAAAGCAAACAAAAUUAAAAGAUUCGAUUUAUAUGACAAAAGUUUUAAUCGUUUUUACGAUAUACCUCUAUUGGAUUUGGAGAUAUAUCAUAAUUUCAUUUUCGUCUCAUUUAGCAUUUUUAAGAAGGAUACAAAACUAUAAUCAAACGUUAUUAAUCAAUAACGUUUGUAACAAGAGUAACACAGUCUAUACAUUUGCAUAUCGAUCACCGAACGAUGGUUGUGUUUUCAACAUUGUAUUUGUUAUGAAAGAAGUUGCUGCCACGCUUGGAGCUCGGUAUAGUGGAUUUCGAAAUUAUAAUCAGGCGUUUGCUACAUUGUUGUUAUUGCUGAUUCUAAAUAAAUUUCAAUUUUUUAGAUUAUGUCGACCCCGUUUUAUCUGAUAAAAAAAAUAUAAUUUCGCAAAAAGAAGAAAACGAAUUUGCGAGAGCAAUCGAGAAAUCCAUACCGAAAUCCAAGUGUUGCUUCGUAUGAAUGGUCCAUCCUGUACAAAGAUGAGAGAGGGAGAUAGUACAUACACGAUGUAUUUUUGAACCCGCGCACGAUGGCCUCAACAUUUGGUACAUUUGUAAAUUUAAACGCGCGCGGUGUCAAUAGUUUUUUUUAUUAUUUAUUAGGAGAUGCAUGAUAAAUGCAUAUUUUAUUGAAUGAAAACGUGUGAUGUGUGUUGCGUGAAUUGACGCUGAUUGUGAAAAUGGUCAGAGAUUGACAAGUCAGUAGAAUAUUCGUAUGCAUUCUUUCUUUUCUCUGUAUUUCGGAGAGACGAUCGUCAAAUCCGCUUUAGAAAUGAGACACAUGGUUUUCUUCUGACAAUGUACGUGUACGUGUAUGUGUGUGUGUGUGAGUGAUGUGUGUGAUUCUAUGUAUAUAGUAUCUCAAUGUACGUACAGCACUUAUUGUGAUUACAAUUACAUGGAUCCCGGUGUAACAAUUGCGUUAGAUAUCCUGGAGAUGCUCGCGUAAAACUAAUUUUCGGUUAGUCAUCCAACUUUAAUAAAUAAAAUAAAAUGUACAAAACAAA